Danio rerio (zebrafish) is the source of this 2625-nucleotide messenger RNA. The record is from RefSeq and is a predicted model, not a curated record. NCBI's taxonomy places the organism in Eukaryota, Metazoa, Chordata, Actinopteri, Cypriniformes, Danionidae.
GGUGUUGUGGGUGGAGUGAUGAUCAUUACACCCAAUAAUGUGAUGUUCGACCCGCACAAGUCUGACCCGCUGGUGAUCGAGAACGGCUGUGAGGAGUACGGGCUGAUCUGCCCCAUGCAGGAGGUGCUGUCCGUCGCUCUGUAUGAUGACGUGUCCCGCAUGAAGAUCAAGGACGCGCUGCCCUCUGAUGAGCCUCAGGAUCUCUGUCCGUUGUACAGGCCGGGCGAGUGGGAGGAGCUUCCGUCCGAGCAAGAUCUCAACCCUUUCAGUCGCUAUGAGUCUCUGGGCUCGUCCAGCCUUCCGAUUGUGCUGGACGACAUCGAAACGGCCGUCGUCGACGCUUCAGACAGCCAGAUCGCUGACAAAUCUCCAUCUGAUGAGGGUUUCACCGAACUGGAGCUGCUGCAGAGCGACUCCAACACCUCCUGCUCCGGUCUGCAGGGGGCGAUGCUGCAGGAGCACACAAAAACACCCGAGGACGAGGAUGAAGGACUUCACAACAGAUCCACCGACGAUAGUGUUGAAGUGACCAAAAGAAGGAGCCAAAUGUUCGCAAAUAGACCGAUUGUUGAGGAGAGUAAAGGGUCAAACGCGGAACUUUCUGAAGCUGAGAAGCGCAAACGUGCGAAUGAAGCUGAGAUGAAGAGCUGGCUGCUGAAGAGAAUGCAGAAACCAAUCGAAGACAUGCUGCUGUCCAAUGAGGAGAAGAGCAAAGCUCCGCCCAUGUUCCUCUGCUUUAAGGUGGGGAAGCCAAUGAGAAAGUCCUUCGCCAUUGGUCGGACGUCUAGCCCCACCCACUCCUACACUAGCAGAGGACGCCACCUGGAGUACUGGUUCGCUGUGCCUCAGGAGAGGGUGGACCACCUGUACUCGUUCUUCAUCCAGUGGUCUCCAGACACGUACGGUAAAGAUGCGCAGGACCAGGGCUUUGUAGUGGUGGAGAAAGACGAGCUCACGAUGAUCGACAACUUCUUCAGUGACCCGGUGCCUCGUAGCUGGGAGAUCAUCACCAUUAAUGAGGCCAAGAGACGGCAGAGCUUCAGCUUUGAGGACGAGGAGCCUGUGGAUCUCCUGCCAGCACUGCUGGACCCAAGUGCACUGCUAGAGGACACACACAUUGAGAAGUUGUCCACUCGUCUGCCAGCCCGUGUUCAGGGUUAUCCGUGGCGUCUGGUCUACAGUACAGUCGUACACGGCACCAGCCUGAAAACACUCUACAGGAACCUGAUGGUGCUGGACUGUCCUGUGCUGAUGGUCAUCAAAGACAUGGACAACCAGAUUUUUGGAGUGUUUUCCACACACCCUUUCAGAAUGAGUGAACACUACUAUGGCACAGGAGAAACCUUCCUCUACAGCUUCUGCCCCGAGAUUAAGGUGUACCGCUGGACAGGGGAAAACUCCUACUUUGUAAAAGGGAACACAGAUUCUCUUCAGAUUGGAGGAGGAGAGGGUCUGGGGCUGUGGCUGGACGCUGAUUUCUACCACGGCACCACCUCCAGAUGCUCCACCUUCAACAACCAGCCGCUGUCCUCCAAACAGGACUUCACCAUCCAGGACCUGGAGGUUUGGACCUUCGAGUGAGCCACACACAUCACAUCCACACACUUUUACGAGCUCACGGCAUGACUGAUUUAAACCUACAGAAAGUGCAAAUCCAUUCCUACUUGCUGAUCUGGUUUAGAGAAAGAAACUUGUGGCUGUUUUAACCACUCACAGCUAUCCCAGCAUGCAAUAUCCUCAAGAGAUGUUCUCCUGCUGAAGUAUAACCAACACACAUAUAUAAGUGUACGUGAAUGACGAGGAAUGGCUUUCUGGACUGCGUAUGAUUCUCGGGAAAUACAGUUUCGCCAAAUAUUUUGCGUCAAGGCCAGUCGCACAGCGCAAAAGUGUAUUUUGGUUACAUUUCGCUGGUUCGUUUGCCGCGUUUGGAGCUGGUAUAAAUGUGAUCGACGUCCUCCUGCCAGUAUGUGGGUUUUGUUGACCAAAGCAUUUUUAUUUGCCUUGUUCUGCAAUGUUUUAUAUUUGGUUUUCUAUUUGAGUUUUUUAUAUACAUAUAAAUGUCUGUAUAAAUAUAAAUGUAUAUAUAUAUAUUGGACGUGAUGUGUAAGCAUCUGCGUGAUGAUCCUUUUACUGAUCUGACAUAUUUUAGGGACGUUUUCUUGCAUAUUUGGAAAGGGAAGCAGGUGAAAUGAAGAGAUGCCAGUAUUAUUUGUGAACACUAUGAUAAACACGCCGGAUUUUCCUUUCAGGUUUUUUUUUUCAUUCAGGUUCACCACUUCACUGUGUGUUUGUGUAUGCAAUCACUCAUUGACUGAUGUCACUUCCUGUUUCGUGGUAGCACGAUUAUAUGGGCUCACCUUUUGAUGCAGAUGCACAAUUGCUGGAGUUGAAGCGAUAGUUCAUACAAAGAUGUAAAAUUACAGAGGAUGAGGCUCUCUGAGAUGGGUUUUUCUUCAUUAGGAGAUUAAAGACGAUUUUGAGCUGAAUCUGUGGUCCUUGGUGAAUCGUUUAGUACAAGUCAACCUGUUUGAAAGUUAAAAACCACUAUAAAUGGCUCUUAUGAAGGCAAAUGAUCACGCUGUGCAGGAAAUCCAACAUUAUUUACAAUAAAAUUAGAUUUAAUCU